AUAUUAGAAAAAAAUGAAGGAAUGCAGAUGGGUAGUAUUAGUAAUGAUGACUAUUAUAUUUAUAGACAUACAAGGAAAAUGGAGAUGUGAUGGUUGUUUGGAGGUUGAAAGAAAUGCUCUCAUGCAAAUUAAGGCUUUCCUCAACUAUCCUAAUGGCAAUUUUCUCUCUUUUUGGGGGUUUUAUACUGACUGCUGUAAUUGGAAUGGAGUUGUUUGCAAUACUACUACAGGACGAGUUACUGAACUCCAUCUUGGAGGCAUAAGGUAUGGUUGGGAUUCAAAAGAUUGGUACCUAAAUGCCUCUUUGUUUCUUCCCUUCCAAGAACUAAAGCAUUUAGACGUAUUCAGAAAUAAGAUAGUUGGUUGCAUUAAUAAUGAAGGUUUUGAAAGGCUAUCGACAUUGGAGAACUUGGAGCUUCUUAAUUUAGGCUAUAACAACUUCAUCAACAACAUUUUAUCAUCUUUCGGUGGUCUUUUAUCUUUAACAACUUUAUAUAUAAAUGAGAAUACAUUAAAAGGAACUCUUAAUGUUGAAGAUCUGAAUUAUCUAACAAAACUGAAAGAGUUGCAUAUGGAAGACAAUGAAAUUGAAGGCUUUAAAUUUUUGCAUGGUGGUGAAGAAUUGUUGAAGUUGAACAAUCUGGAGUACCUUGACUUGAGUCUUUCAUCUCUCAAAACUUUACUUAUAAGUUACAACCAAUUGAAAGGAAUACUCAAUAUUGAAGAAUUUAAUUGUCUAAUAAGUCUUCAGGAGUUGCGUAUACAAGGAAAUGAAAUUCAAGGCUUUAAAUCUUUGCAUGGUGGUGAAGAAUUAUUGAAGUUGAACAACCUAGAGUUCCUUGACUUGAGUGUUAAUCACUUCGAUAAUAACGUUUUUUCAUUCCUCAAAGGCCUUUUAUCUCUCAAAACUCUAAAAAUAAGACACAAUCAAUUGGAAGGAUCUUUUAAAUUGAAAGAAUUAGAUGCUUGGAGCAAACUGCAGGAACUGGAUCUUAGUGGAAAUGGGAUUGAUGAAUUUGUUUCAUCAACAACAGAUUUUGGAGGUCCAAGCAAUAUGAGCAUUCUUUAUUUAGAAGAGAUCAAUACAAGUGGAAGAAGCAAUCUAAUACAAUCAUUGAAAGCAUUUCCACAUCUCAAGACACUUUAUUUGACAAAUAAUAAUUUUACAGAUGACAUAUUUGCUGAAGGCUUCCCUAUUCUCAGAAAUUUGCAACAUUUGCAUUUGGAUCUUUCUACUCUCAACAAUAGCUUCCUACAAAGCAUUGGAACACUGACUUCUCUCAAGACUCUGUCAUUAACUCAGUGUGGACUCACUGGCACCAUACCAUCAACUCAAGGGUUGUGCGAGUUGAAACAUCUCAAAGAUUUAGAUAUCUCAUUCAAUAGCCUCAGUGGUAAUUUACCUUGGUGUCUAGCAAAUUUGACGUCUCUUCAACGAUUAGAUAUCUCAUCCAAUAGCUUCAAUGGAAGUAUCAGUUCAUCACCCCUCAGCAGUUUGACAUCCAUCAAUCACCUAAGUCUUUCAUAUAAUAAGUUCCAAAUCCCAAUCUCUCUCAAUCCUUUUGUCAGCCUCUCAAAUCUUACAUCUUUUGAUUGUGUUGGUUGCGAAAUAUAUGCAGAAACAGAGGUGGAUGAUAUGACCCCAAAUUUCUAAUUGAAAUUCCUUUAUUU
This is a messenger RNA of Ricinus communis (castor bean), 1671 nucleotides long. RefSeq names its product receptor-like protein 13. The coding region runs from base 14 to 1654 and encodes 546 amino acids. The record is from RefSeq and is a predicted model, not a curated record. NCBI's taxonomy places the organism in Eukaryota, Viridiplantae, Streptophyta, Magnoliopsida, Malpighiales, Euphorbiaceae. Gene Ontology annotation, molecular function: protein binding. The transcript has 11 exons.